AGGCAGAAAUACCGCCCCAGCAGCACAGGUAACUUACCUCUUUUCCCUGUUGGCGGGGUUUGAUCAGUCUGCUGUUGCAGCACGCACCGUCCAACGAGCUGGCUGCUCUACGGUUUUCCGAAAUCCGGGAUGUGUUUUUUUGACCGGCUCAGCUGAAGUAGUUUGACUAGAGAUGUGACCCCCCCUUCCUGUUUCAACCGCGCGCUUUCCAGAUUUCAAGUCAACCUGAAUCUUAGAUUUCAAUACUACACCCUAGGUUUUGUUACCAUUGUUAGUUGAAGCUACUGAUAUCGUUCCGCGCUGACCGACGCAGCUAGCCAUUGUACGCAUCGUCCAAGUUUACUCCGUUUUAUGGGCUUCCUUUAAUGAAGCGUGGAUUUUCAGCGAUGGCGGAUUCCGGUGCCGGUGGUAGCUAUCAGUUUGGUCGGCAACCGCAGCAGUGGCAGCAGCAGCAGCAGCAGCAGAACCACCAGCAGCAGCAGCAGCAGCAGCAGCAGCAGCCGACACAGCAAUACCAGCGUCCAUAUCAGUAUCACCAGCAACAGCCGCCGCAUGUACAGCAACCCCUGUUCCCACAAUCCGGCGGGGGACAGCGCUUACAGGCGAACAACUUCGCGAGCUCCCAGGCGAACAUUCAGGCGAACAGGCCUGGUAACAUGCCCCAAUACGUGCCUCCAAAUCUGCAGGGGAACAUUUUGCCAGGCAGUCAAUUUCAACGUCCAAGGGAUAUGCAGUUUCCUCUCGCCCAGUUUCCAGGGCCAGGGAAUGGGCAGAUGCCUGAGAAUCAUUUUCAAAGCCCAUAUCCGCAAAAUGGUCAGAUAGGGAGCAUACCUUACGCAACCACCAGUACUUCUCGUGCUGCUACCGCUUCUGCUGCCACUGCUGCAGCUGCUCCUACCACCACUACUGCUGCUGCUGCUGCUGCUGGUGCUGCUGCUGCUGUGUUUGUUCCCUCUGCUCCGCCAGCUUCUGAAGUUACUGCUUAUACCGGUAAUACUGUGCAUCCCGGCGGUGUAGCUGGCGCACCCGCCACUAAUCCCCAUGUUUUCAACUCGGGCGAGCGCACCAACGGCCAGGAUCCCCUGGCAGCUGCUGGCGACGGCCAGGAUCUCGGGGAUGGUACACAGGUCGCAGCAGGGUUAGAGGGAGGCGGCAGAGGCAGGGGGAGAAGGCGGAGCACAGGGGGAGGCAACAGGGGCAGAGGACGAGGAAGAAGAGAGGCUGCUGCGAGGGAGGGUGCGAGGGCGAGGGGGUGGGGGAGGUUCCCGGGCAUGGAGAGCGAGCAGGAGAAGGCGCUGGGAGGGACCAAGCCCGAGCUGCGAUACCUGCUGGAUAUGAUCGUUGGCAGCGAGAUUGUGAACGCCAUGCCAGCCACAUGGGUGAGGUACAUCGAUAGCUUGCCCCUGGUGGACGCGGAGGCAUACCUGCGCUCCCUGCCCUCGCCACUCCCGCACCCUCCAGCUCCUCAAGGAGUAGCAGCAGCACUCGCCGAUUCCAAUCGCCGGGCCUUCCUAGAAGUGCACAUCCAUCCACGCCAUGGGAUACAGUACGUGGGCGUGGCACAGGACCCGGGGGGUUCAGCGGGGCACCGAGUGCUGACCCAUGCGCGCAUCAUGAAGGUCCUCUUCCUGCUGCCGCUGCAACCCCACAAGGGCAAGGCCAAGCGCUGGUGCCAGCGGGUGUGCCAGAAGGGCAUCGUGGUGGGGCUCAGGCGAUUCAAGUACUUUGCGCACAAGACAGAUCGAUCGCCCAAGACAACGCACCUCCAUCCCAAGGCGUUCUUCCUGGCGCUUGACUCAGCAGCCUCUUGGGACCUUCAGCAGCCAGACACGUUUCGUCCGUACGGCUCUGCAUGGGAUGCGCGGGCAGUCUUUGGAAACUUUGACAGCUGCCCGAAUGUGCCGAAACUGGCGGCCCGCAUAGGGCUCAUCUUCUCCCGCACCUACCCCAUGCUUGAUGCGUCCACCAUCUCCCCGGACAUGCUCCAAAUAGCUGAUGACGAAACAUGUGAGGACGGCACCAAGUCCACGGACGGCAGUGGCAUGAUAGUGGCCAGCCUCGUUCCGCCUUUGCACAUAUCACGGGGAGAGAUCUUCCAGCCCGACAAGUUUAUUGAAAUCCAUAUCCUGCAGCAGCAGCAGCAGCAGCAGCAGCAGCAGCAGCAGCAGCAGCAACAGCAGCAACAACAACAACUGCAAGGUAACCAGCACCACCAGCAGCAGCAAGUGCACCAGCAGCAGCAGCAGCAGCAGCAGCAGCAACGACAGAGAUCUCGGGAGGAGGCCAGAGCAGUAGCAGCUGCAGCAGUGGCUGCAGCCGCAGCACAAGACUUACCCGAUUCGGAUUCAGAGGACGAGGCUGCAGCAGCAGCAGCAGCAGCAGCAGCAGCAGCAGCGGCGGCGGCGGCGGCGGCGGCGGCGGCAGUGGCGGCAGCAGCGGCACAAGACUUACCCGAUUCGGAUUCAGAGGAUGAGGCAGCAGCAGCAGCUGCACCACCAGCACUAGCAGCAGCAGCAGCGCCACCAGCAGCAGCGGUGGUUGCAGCAGCGGCACAAGACUUGGAGGAACCAGAGUGGGAGGAUGACUUUGACUGGGAUGCUGUGAAUGUGGCUGUGACGCAGAUUGAACAGGAACGGGGGCUGCUGGGGGGGGGUGCUGCUGCUGCCGCUGGCUGGGUUGAUAGAGAGGGGGAGGCGGGUUACGAGGAGGCGAGACCAGCGGUGUGGCAGAUGAGAGGGUUUCUGGGGGGGAUGGUGGUGAAGGGGACUCUGCUGGUCGUCAGACAGAUGCCCUGGUACGUCCAUCCCGGUGUCUGCAUCCUGCUGAGGAGCAGCAUGGUCAAAGUCACCGCUCCUCCCCUCCACACUACCCACCACGCACCCGUCUCUGUACCUAUAACCCCGGCGCAUCACCCUCUUCCCUCCUCUCCUUGGCCUCCGGGACCGACUCAUCUGCAGCAGCAGCAGCCGCCGCCUCUUGAAUCGCCAAGCGGCCCUCUCUUCUGCAUAGAAGUUAACGAAACCACCAAGGAGGUCCUGCCUGCACGUCUGAACCGCACGGUGAUAGCCCUGUUGGAACGGGGUGGCGUGCCGGCGAGGCUCUUUCUGGACCUCGUGCGCUCUGCUGCUGCUGCUGCCUGUGCGCCUGUUACGGACCUCAAGGCUGCUAUGAAACUGCUGCGGGAGAGCACGCGUGGGCACAGGAGGGUGCUGGACCCCAGAGACGUGCAGCUGGCGUGCCGCAUGCUGCUCUGCAACGUGGACCUGAAGGACGCCUUCAUCCAGCGCGUGCUGUGGCGCCUGCAGUACUCGCACAUCAAGGACCUGGCGAGUGGCAAGGUGGAGGUGCCGCACUGCUACUACCUCAUGGGCGUGGCAGACCCCUCACGCACGCUCGCGCCCAACGAGAUUGUGGUCCUCCUCCACGACGGGCCAGUGUCGGGCCCGUGCCUGGUCUACCGCCCGCCCUCCCUCCUCGUGAGCAACAUCCGGCGGCUCUCAGCCGUGCACUCCCCCGCCGUGCUCGCCCUGCUGCCGCGCUCCUCGCGCUUCUGCGUGGUCUUCUCCACUCGCGGGCCGCGGUCCAUCACUGACUGCAUGGGCGGAGGCGACCUGGAUGGGGACAGAUUUCUGGUCAUCAUGCACCCGCAGAUCGUGGGCGCCUUCCAAGAGCGGCCCCUGCCACCGCCCUGCUCCUCUGCCUCGGAAGCUCUCCCCCCACCCCCGGCCGACCCUCUUGUGCGGGAGAGAGCGCUUGUUCGCUGCUGGCUCGAGGGAGAGCUGUAUACACGAUUCCACAUGGGCAGGUUGGGCAACCUCCACCUCGCGCACAUGGACCGCUCCCCCCUGGGCCCUGACUCGCCCGAGUGCAAGCAGCUGGCGGUGCUGUAUGAGAUGGCGCUCGAUUCCUCCAAGACCGGCCAAGUGGUCGGGGGCUUUGACCGCUUUAAGCUCGAGAGCUACCCGCACUUCAUGCGGGGUGUGAAUCGCACCUGCUACCAUUCCACGUCGCUCAUGGGGCAGAUGUUCGACGCCGUGCAGGACGAGAGGAGAAAGCACGUCAUCGACACAGGCGCCUUCACGCCAGACCCUGACAUUGUCUUGCUGGCCUCAAAGGACCCCACCGGCCCUGCCAACCGGCUGAAGUGGGCGCAGCUAUUGCACGAGUACGAGGAGGAGGUGCGGGACGUGGUGCGGCAGAGAGCCACGCUGCUGGGGGGCGCUCGGCGAGCCAGGCUUUAUGCAAUUGAGAAGCCGUACCGCCAGGAGAAGCUGGAGAAGGGAUGGAAACCCUCCUUUGAGCACCCAAGCCGGCCACCGAACAUGCUGUAUGAAGCCGCAUCGCUGUACAUGGUGGGGUAUGAGCUCGCACAGAGAGACAUGGCGUUACGAGCAGAAAGAAGUGCAAACGGUGCUGCAGAAGGGGCAGGUCUUGGGACUGGUGGAGUGGGAGGAGGAGAUGUUGAGAUGGGGAUGAAUGGGAAUGGUGGUCGAGGGGGGGAGGACGAGUGGGGCGGUGCGGGAGGGGAUGAGGAGGAGGGUGAUGGAGAGAAUGAGGGAGAUAACGAGGUGAUGGAGUAUGAUGAGGAGGAUAUGGAGGACGAGGACUUGGCUGAUUGCACUAAUAGGGCAACUCUCGCAUGCCGGUUUGUCUGGCAUGUGGGUGAAGUUGUGCUAUGUGAGGCGAAGUCCCGGCUGUGUCUCUCAAAGCCGGAUGCUUUCUGUGGCUUAAAUGUGAACAGAAGUGGGCAUGGAGUGAGCAACAGGGACUGGAGUGGGGUUGGGGGGAGUGGUGGUGUUGCGAGUAUGGGGUGGGGUGUGGAGAAUGGAGGGUGUGAGGGUGUGCUAAUGGCUAUGGAGAAGGACGCGUUUGUUGAGAUAAUGGGUCUGAUGGAAAGGGGUGGUGCUAGCGCACUUUGAUGCAGGCUUGAUCAUGCAAUUGAAUUGUCUGAAGUUCACAUUUCUUUUAAUAAUCAUGUUAAUGCACA
Messenger RNA from Closterium sp. NIES-67, 4987 nucleotides. The record is from the annotation of a GenBank genome assembly. NCBI's taxonomy places the organism in Eukaryota, Viridiplantae, Streptophyta, Zygnematophyceae, Desmidiales, Closteriaceae.